Messenger RNA from Stylophora pistillata, 1599 nucleotides. Its product is annotated as glycoprotein-N-acetylgalactosamine 3-beta-galactosyltransferase 1. NCBI's taxonomy places the organism in Eukaryota, Metazoa, Cnidaria, Anthozoa, Scleractinia, Pocilloporidae. Gene Ontology annotation, cellular component: membrane. The record is from RefSeq and is a predicted model, not a curated record. Gene Ontology annotation, molecular function: N-acetylgalactosaminide beta-1,3-galactosyltransferase activity.
ACCCGUUCAAAUCUUUUGUUCGUCGAUCGUUUAAUUACACCACAUCGAGGUUGCGUGACAGUGUACAUCAUUACCUCUUACUUGUGUAACAUGGCGACUGCACGGUCAACGAUUCUUUCCUUUGCUCUCGGUCUUGUUUUUGGGGUUUUUGUCGUUUCUGUUCUAAAUCGGUUCAAUCAGAAGGAGGCUCUGCAACAAUUUUUUGUUCCAGAAAAGGUCCAUGAAGGAGAUAUUACACAUAAAAUGAUAUAUAGAGGACGGAACUUCAAAGUCGAUUCACCAGUGGAUUUUAAUGUCGAUGCGAAAGACCAUCAUCACCAUCUGUCUUUGAAUAAGGAGGCUCUUGAGGAGCUAAAGAAGAUUAGGAUUUUGUGCUGGGUGAUGACGAGCCCUUCAACGCUGCACGUCAAAGGCAAACCAGUGAAGGAAACAUGGGGGAAGCGGUGCAAUAUUCUUUUGUUUAUGAGUUCAGAAGCGGACCCAAAGUUUCCCGCGAUCGGACUCGAUGUUCAAGAGGGACGCGAGAACUUGUGGUCGAAAACCCGAGCUGCUUGGGAUUAUGUUUAUACUCAUCACCUUAACGAUGCUGACUGGUUUAUUAAAGCAGACGACGAUACGUAUGUUAUCAUCGAAAAUCUCCGACAUUUUGUAUCGAAAAGGAAUCCUGACGAACCGUAUUUCCUUGGAAGACACUUUAAGACAUUCGGUGGGUACAACAGCGGCGGAGCUGGAUAUGUAUUCAGUCGGGAAACAGUUCGUAGAUUCAAGAAAGCAUUAGGAGAUACUUCCAUUUGUUCAACUACAAGCUUUGCCGAAGAUGUGGAAGUUGGAAAAUGUCUCAAUGCCGUUGGAGUGAAACCCGAUCAAACAAGAGAUUCCAGUGGAAGAGAGACGUUUAUGCCGCUCCCCCCAGAACACCACUUGAUUCCUGGAUAUUUACCUAAAGAUUUUUGGUUAUGGUCGUAUGAUCGCAAUCCAACUAAAGAAGGACCUGAGUGUUGUUCAGAUCAUGCCAUCACUUUUCAUUACAUUAAUCCAAACAAUAUGUAUGUGAUGGAGUACAUGGUUUACCAUCUUAGGCCUUAUGGUAUGGUUCAUGAUGAUCAUGCUUCUGCUGAGGGUUCUGGAUAAGCAAAACGAAAAUAAACGAUCUGGUUGUCGGUAAAGUUAAAAAUGAGACGCUGUCAAACCUGUAUUAAGCAGCACAGUAUUAACAUUUUAACUCUCAAAAGUAAUUGAUAUGUAACAUCUCCUGAAAAUGUCCACAUAAUUAUUAUCCAGCAAACACGCAGGUAGAGGUUGGUAUCAUGAUCACACACCAAAUUCUUGUUACUAAUUCACAAGGAAAUGUGUAGCAGCUAGAGGAGAGAAUUGACAGUCAGAUCUUGAGUGCUGAGGGUUAAGUAAGCGGUCAGUUUUCAAAGACCCAGUAUAAUAUCCUCGUAAUUACUUUAAUUUUCACCUCUAGGGAUCACCUCUACCUGUUUGAAUGGCCACUGACAGAGAACCACACAUCAAGUGGGUGACUGCUUAAUACAGGUUUGACUCUUAAUUUCAAAAUAUACAUAAUAUAUGGAUUUAGCCAAGCCUUAAAGCGGA